AUCAAGUUCAGACCACAGCAUCCUCAGCAUUCCAGAAGUGCUGGUGACGUUUCUGGAACUUCUGCGAGACCCAGUUAUGUAAAGCUAACAAUGUUGAUUGAACUCUUGUCUUCAUACCUUGAGAAAGCCUCAUGCUUGCCACACCAGCAUCUUGAGAGACCUGCGUUGGGUGCAUUCACUGGAGGUAAAAUUGCAAAGAUUUGUCUCAGCGACCUUGCUUUGCUAAAGCCAUGGUAUUCUGAGUUGAUAGAGCCCAAAAUAAUUAACUUGUAUUCUGUUUUCGCAUUUCCCAUGCUACAGUAAGGUCCUGCUUGCGUUAUGUUGUGCUUUCGGACUUGCUCGAGCAUCGAAUCGCAAGACAUUAUGGCGGAGACUGAAUCCAAAGAGACUAAGGGGUCAAAUGCCCCAGAAAGAGAUGAGACACCUGACGGUCCGAAAGAAGAUUACCAAGAACUUAUUUUGACCGGAGACGAAUCGAGCCGACUAAGAGCGCUGGACGCCGCUGUCAGAGAUCAAAACGACCUGGAAAGAGACAUCGGGCGUCAGGCGGAUCGACUUCUCACUGAACAGGCAAACGAGAGGGACCAGAAGCGCCUGGAUCAUACAAAAAAUGAAAAACUAAAGGUUGAAGACCACAUUCUCAGGCUGCACCAGCGCCUCUCCCAUCCAAUCGGCACAGCCGCUCGAGUUCGUAUAAACGCUGAGCUCCAAAAUCUUGAGUCUAAAAUAUCUGCUCUUGAGCUAGACAUCGAACAGAUACAACAACGAAUCUACGAAAGGCAGCAAGGGAUCGAAGACACAGCCCAGGCAUUCGGAGCAGGAAGGUCACCAAAUGAGACUAGGAGAGACUACCUUAUCCGCACUGGGAAAAUCACUCCAUUCUCUAAGCUUGGAGGCGGCCAUCGAGAGACCUUAACAUCUUUGCAAGAUGCUCUUAUCGACGCAGAAGAAGAGAAAGAGGAAGAGCUGGCGCUUGAGGAUUUGGGUGGUCAGCAGGCCGCGUCUCACCGGCACCUUCUUCGCCCCGGUUUUGACUAUGACGAACUGACUGAUAGUGAAACCCAUGAAAUCGUGGGACCCCGCCCGCAAAAACGUCGACGAUUGAUCAAUGAUAUCCCUGCGGAUGGCAGUGAUGCCAACCUUACGAGGUCAAGAUCUAGGACGUCGAGAUUGCCUGCCUUGGAAUCCGACGACGAAUACAUCGAUUCCGGGCCAUUGGCGGAAUCCACCGAGGAAGAAUGGGGAGAAUCGUCGGACAUGUCAACAACGAGGCCCAUAAAGACAAAACCGGCUAAAAGUACGAAAAGUGUCGUGGAAGACCUUCACGGAGUGGAUGAUGGGAACGAGAAAGUCUACCAGACUCGCCUCCAUGACUGGGUCUCACGAAGGUCUGAAGCUCGAAAUCGGGCGCGAUCUGGUCAUGAAGAGGAUGUCAGGGAUCCUGAUCAAGAGGACUCCGCCGACGAGUGGUUCUUACCGCAUCCAAAGGUCCCUGAUUCAGUGCUGGAUGGUGGAUAUCGAAUACCGGGUGACAUUUAUCCGUAUCUUUUCGACUACCAGAAAACAGGUGUCCAGUGGCUCUGGGAACUGUACCAACAGCGUGUCGGUGGAAUCAUCGGCGACGAAAUGGGCCUUGGAAAGACUAUCCAGGUCAUCGCUUUUCUUGCCGGACUGCACUACAGCAAGAAACUCGACGCCCCUAUAAUCGUUGUCUGCCCACCAACGGUGAUGAAGCAAUGGGUAAAUGAGUUCCACCGUUGGUGGCCUCCACUACGCGUCUCAAUUUUGCAUACUUCUGGAAGUGGUAUGAUCAACAUCAAAAAGGAAAGCCGUGCAGAGGAUACGUUAACUUCUGAAAUCUGGGACCCUUAUCGCCCAACGCGGAUGUCGGGCGGUCAAAAGGCAGCGAAAAGAAUAUUGAAGCGCGUUCUUGAGGACGGCCAUGUCCUUGUAACCACCUAUGCGGGUCUGCAAACCUACACAUCUCUAUUGAUCCCCGUUGAUUGGGGCUGCGCGAUCCUUGACGAAGGUCAUAAAAUUCGCAAUCCGGACACAGCAAUUACAAUACAUUGUAAAGAACUACGCACACCUCACCGACUUAUACUCUCUGGAACCCCGAUGCAAAACAACUUGACCGAACUCUGGUCGCUAUUUGACUUUGUUUUCCCGAUGAGGUUAGGGACGUUGGUGAAUUUCCGUAACCAGUUCGAGUUUCCUAUCCGGGCGGGAGGGUAUGCCAAUGCAUCAAAUUUGCAGGUGCAGACGGCAGCUAAAUGUGCAGAGACCCUCAAAGAUGCAAUCAGUCCCUAUCUCCUUCAGCGCUUUAAAAUCGAUGUUGCAGCAGAUCUGCCAAAGAAAACAGAGCAAGUACUCUUUUGCAAACUUACGAAGCUGCAAAGAGCCGCUUACGAAGCCUUUCUCAGUUCCAACGAGAUGUCGGCUAUUAUGAGAGGACGGAGAGAUGUUCUGUUCGGUGUUGACAUCCUCCGCAAAAUUUGCAAUCACCCUGAUCUCCCUGAGCACAAAACCUUAUCCCAGAAAGCCAACUACAAUUAUGGAAAUAGUGCCAAAUCUGGCAAAAUGCAGGUUGUGAAAGCUCUGCUUGAGCUAUGGAGAGAUACCGGUCACAAGACCCUUCUCUUUGCUCAGCAUCGUAUUAUGCUGGAUAUCCUAGAGAAGUUUAUCAAAUCAUUGACUGGAUUUAAUUACCGACGUAUGGAUGGCAAUACUCCCAUAAAAGUUCGUCAAGGAAUGGUGGAUGAAUUUAACAAUGACCCUGAUAUCCAUGUGUUUUUGUUGACUACAAAAGUUGGAGGGCUUGGUGUCAAUCUAACAGGCGCAGACAGGGUCAUCAUUUACGAUCCUGAUUGGAACCCUUCAACUGAUUUGCAAGCACGCGAAAGAGCAUGGAGAUUGGGCCAGAAGCGCGAGGUAACAAUAUAUAGGCUGAUGACUGCUGGGACUAUUGAGGAGAAGAUAUAUCACCGACAGAUAUUCAAGCAGUUCCUGACGAAUAAGAUCUUAAAAGAUCCCAAGCAGCGUCAGACAUUCCAAAUGAGCGACCUUCACGACUUGUUUACUCUUGGUGACAACGGUCCUACUGAGACUAGUAAGAUGUUCCAAGAAGCCGGUGUCACAUUCCAAGAGAAUAGCAAGCACGAAAAAGGCACCAAAGAAUCAAAGGUAGAAGAAGAGCGCAAAGAGAAAGAUAAAAUUAGCAAGGUUACUGGUGUGGCAGCUUUAGAACAAUAUCAGUCGGCUACCGGGACACCGACUGAAACCGACGGGGAGACUAAGCGGACAGCUGCAUCACAUUCGGAUGCACGCUUAAUGGAGACCAUCUUCGCGCGUUCAGGCGUCCACUCUGCUCUCGAACACGAACAAAUCUUCAAUGGCAGAAAGCGCAGUGUCAAAGCCGACCCCAAAAUAAUCGAAGCGGAAGCCAAACGUGUUGCCGCAGAAGCAGCAAAAGAACUCCUUAAAGCUCAAGAGGUUGCCAGAACCGUGCCAGUGGGAACUCCUACAUGGACCGGCCAAUUCGGCACUGCAGGUCGACCAGUAGAUCCUACUGCGCCGCGGGGAACAAUGCCAGUCUACGCAGGCGGAGGUGGCAGUGUAGCACGCAGGACAAUGCACGGUCCGUCAUCCGCCAGCAUCAUCGCAAACCUGACCAAUCGUACCACCGGACAACAUUCGUCUUCCGGACGAAACAGUCCAGCGCGAUCGGGUACAAGCACCCCUCGAGGUAAAGAUUUCAUGGUCAUGAUCCGGGACUACAUCACUGCCCAAGGAGGAGCGGUGUAUACACAGAUGCUGGUCGAUCAUUUUAAUAGAUUCUGCGAUUCGCCGAGGGCAACGGCCGAGUUCAAGGAAAUCCUAAGGACGAUUGCGGUUCUCGAAAAGACUGGUCGGCAAGGAAGAGGAAAAUGGGUGCUGAGGCCCGAGUAUGCAAGGAAAUAG
Messenger RNA from Coccidioides immitis RS, 3960 nucleotides. RefSeq names its product DNA repair and recombination protein RAD26. Gene Ontology annotation, biological process: transcription-coupled nucleotide-excision repair. The coding region runs from base 319 to 3960 and encodes 1213 amino acids. Gene Ontology annotation, molecular function: ATP binding; ATP-dependent chromatin remodeler activity. Gene Ontology annotation, cellular component: nucleus. The transcript has 3 exons. NCBI's taxonomy places the organism in Eukaryota, Fungi, Ascomycota, Eurotiomycetes, Onygenales, Onygenaceae. The record is from RefSeq and is a predicted model, not a curated record.